AUGGCCGAACCCGAGCGUGCUAGCGACCCUGCUACGACGCAACCAACACAGCCAACGACGCAGCCGGAGACGCACCAGAUCGCACCAGCUCAAGCUGAGCCAAAGACAACGAUCGGCAGUAGCAAUGGAAGCUCCGACGUGGAAGAUGAGGAGCGCGGAGAGAGAGACCGCAUCGAUCUCCAGAACAACAUAACCGCAAAAACAUGGAAACAGAGACUGACAAGACGCGAAAAACAUAGAGUGCAAAACCCGCUUGCAGACAUCCCCAAGAGACGGCUCCUCAGUGACGUUGACGAGUUCGCGACCAGGUAUGGGAUGGAAGACUCCCUGCCUUUGCUGCGAAAAGGUGCUCUCAUAGCAAGGGAUCCAGCCAACUUCGAGACCGUCGAGGGCCUCACGGAGGAUGAACGAGAGUGCAUCCGCAGAGAAGUCACUCAUAAGUGGCAUCAGCCAUGGUCGAUGUACUUUACCAUCAUCCUGUGCUCCAUUGGAGCUGCCGUUCAUGGACCAUACAUCGGUUCGGCUCUAUUUGGUUGCUGGCUUUCUGACCCUCUGAACCAGUACCUCGGUCGUCGAGGUACCAUUUUCAUUUCCGCCGUUUUCUGUGUCCUGACUCCUAUUGGCUCCGCUGUGGCUCAAACAUGGCAACAGCUGUUGGCAACUCGUCUGCUGCUCGGUGUUGGAAUGGGCACAAAGGCUUCGACAGUUCCGAUUUUCUGUGCUGAAAACACCCCUGCUAUCGUCCGUGGUGGUCUCGUCAUGAGCUGGCAGCUAUGGACUGCGUUCGGUAUUUUCCUUGGGUUUACCGCUAACCUUGUCGUUAAGAACGCUGGAACCAUUGCAUGGCGUUUGCAAGUUGGUUCUGCUUUCAUCCCGGCUGUUCCUCUCGUUGCUAUGGUGUACCUUUGCCCCGAGUCGCCGCGUUGGUAUAUCAAAAAGGGCAAGAUUUCCAAGGCAUAUCACUCUCUCAAACGGCUGAGGAAUCAUGAGAUACAGGCGGCGAGGGAUCUCUAUUUGAUCUACUCUCAGAUUCAAAUUGAGACAAAACUCGCGGGAGAUAGCAACUAUGUCACCCGCUUCAUCCAGCUCUUUACCAUUCCCCGGGUUCGACGUGCGACUUUGGCUUCGUUUGUGGUUAUGAUUGCUCAGCAGAUGUGUGGAAUCAACAUCAUGGCCUUUUACUCGUCGACAAUCUUCAAGCAAGCAGGUGCCAGCGAAUCCGAAGCUCUCAUCGCCUCGUUUGGAUUUGGAUUGGUCAACUUCGUCUUUGCGUUCCCUGCAAUCUGGACAAUCGACACAUGGGGCAGACGUGCUCUACUGAUCUUCACUUUCCCACAGAUGACUUGGACCCUACUCGCUGCUGGUUUCUGUUUCUACAUCCCAGAGGAUAGCAGAGCCCAUCUUGGUCUUAUCGCCUUCUUCGUCUUCCUUUUCGCCGCCUUCUACUCUCCCGGUGAAGGACCGGUACCCUUCACUUACUCUGCGGAAGUCUUCCCCCUAUCUCAUCGUGAGGUCGGCAUGUCCUGGGCCGUGGCUACCUGCCUAUUCUGGGCAGCAGUCCUUUCAGUGUCUUUCCCCCGUAUUCUGCAAGCCAUGACCCCAACCGGUGCCUUUGGCUUCUAUGCUGGUCUGAAUGUUCUCGCCCUAAUAAUGAUUUAUCUCUGGGUCCCCGAAACGAAACAGCGCACCCUCGAGGAACUCGACUACAUCUUUGCCGUCCCCACAACGACGCAUAUGCACUACCAAGUCUUCAAGGUCCUGCCUCAUUUCUUCCGCCGCCAUAUCCUGCGCCAAAAGCAUGCGGAUCUCGAGCCCUUGUAUAAAUUUGAUGAAAUCCAUAGAGAUGAUGACAGCGAUGUCCACCACAGCGUCCAGGUUGACAACGGCACAGUGGCUGAAAAGCUGUAA
Messenger RNA from Microsporum canis CBS 113480, 1908 nucleotides. Its product is annotated as sugar transporter. The record is from RefSeq and is a predicted model, not a curated record. Gene Ontology annotation, biological process: transmembrane transport. The transcript has 8 exons. Gene Ontology annotation, molecular function: myo-inositol:proton symporter activity. Lineage: Eukaryota; Fungi; Ascomycota; Eurotiomycetes; Onygenales; Arthrodermataceae. Gene Ontology annotation, cellular component: membrane. Bases 1 to 1908 code for a protein of 635 amino acids.